Messenger RNA from Temnothorax curvispinosus, 1274 nucleotides. RefSeq lists its product as uncharacterized. NCBI's taxonomy places the organism in Eukaryota, Metazoa, Arthropoda, Insecta, Hymenoptera, Formicidae. The record is from RefSeq and is a predicted model, not a curated record. The coding region runs from base 507 to 1109 and encodes 200 amino acids. The transcript is spliced from 5 exons.
UACGGGCAAGAAUUAAAAGAUUAUCUAGCUAUAAACCGUAACUCUUCAACUAUAGAAAAGAAACGUGCGAACCGCAGUGCAGUGCGUGCAGUGUGCGCUUUAUAUACAGAGCGACUAUAUCACACAACUAAUUUACAUCGCGAAUAUCGCGAUAGUGAAAGAAUGCUCGUCGUGUCGCCUGGAUCUGGAAUUUUUCAAAGAAUAUUGAAUUUUAUUAACCUAUCGCAUCGCGUGUUAAUUGCCAGAAGUUGCCACUGACACUUUUAUUCCUAUGUAGAUUCAUUCUUGUCUUGCCUCGUUUAGACCCCGCUUAUUGUUGUUAGACUCGCUCAAUGUUUUCCAAUUUGAAAUAUUUAAAAUUUUUAAUUUUGAACGGGCUUUGCUAUUCGUCCUAAAAAUUAUUUUUGAAGAAACUUGACGAAAUUGUGUAGGUGGAAAAUGUCGAAAUUUUUGUCAGUAUAACCUCCAAAGUUAGUGAAACCUCCAAAAAACCGCUCUCACCAUCAAUGGAUUGUACCACCGGUACUCGACCGUAUCAUAUUCUCAGACCCGAUCCAGAAGAUUGUAAAUGUGACGUUCAUGGCUACGAGACUGAAAAAGCUAGGUAUCGACACUUUGCUGAUAAGGAACGUCGACUUUGCGACGAGCUAAUUAAGGUCAAUCGUAAAAUGAUGGAUUUCACGUCAUCGAUGUUAGACAGCGCUUGCGAUAUGGAAGAGACGAUCAAAAGCAUUUACAAAACGGAUUAUGAGAAGAGGGGUCUACCCGUCACCCGUUACAGAUCAUUAAUGGCAGUGAUAGAUUCGCCAAUUAAAUCACAAAUUAUCGAUGUAAAAGACGCUUACAAAGAUCCGACCAGAUUUAGAUCCUCGGCUAUGGAAAGUUUAACAAUACAACCUGUCAAAACGAUAAAUCUCUUAAAUGAUAAAUGGGUUGUAGAAACGUGUUCUUUCUGGGACGAGUUAUUUACUGGCUGCUCCGAGUAUAUGGAUACUAUUAGUAAAAUGGGUUUAAUUAAUAUAAAAAAUCAACAGCGAUAUUUGGCGCCUCUCAUCUCUGUGUCGAGAAAACUUGGCAAUAAUUGCAAUUCUCUUAUUAAAGAUCGAUAAAGAGGGAAAGAGGGAAAUAUAUAUUAAUCAUAUCAAGGGAGAAAGAGAGAAGCAAAGAGAGAGAGAGAGACGAGGCAAUUGAGAAAAGACAAAAACUGAUACAUAUUGGUAAAUAUAUAUAAUAUAAAAUUGCGCAUUUAUAAGAUUAAAUGUAAAAAUUAAAAU